ACCCAACCGCUCCUCCGUCAGUCGCCAUUUUAAGACGGUCGAGCCACCGACUAGUUGCAAACGUCUGUUACGCAGCAGGUCUGUAGCGUUUUUAAUCAUAUUUAGGCCGAUCUACGAACCAAUGUCUCGAUUUCACAACAAUCGCGGCGGACUUGGGAUGAAUCACUUCCAGGCCCGCAGAGGCGGUGGGCCCGGGGGCCCGAUGCGCGGCGGACUGAUGGGGAACCCGAACUUCAGGAACCAUCCAUUCCAAAACCAGAACCAGAAUCGAAGGGGACAAAACAACAACUUCAACAAACCGAACAACCAAGGGCCACAGAUAACCCCCCAGAAGAACCUGCCCAUCAUCCCUCCACCGACUCCCGGCCCGGCCCUCACCAUGAAAGGCCCCAUGCAGCAGCAGCAGCAGCCGCCAGCGGCCGUGCAGCCACCGAAGCCGGCGACCCCCGUUCCUCAGGUCAGCAUCAAGACCUCACCGCAGAAACCCAUCCUGUCCUCCCCUCCACCCCCCAUCCAGGUCAACAAGAACCAGAACCAGACCCCGGAGCUGAAAUCCCCGGUAGGGAAUACUAACGGACAACAACAACAACAACAGCAGCAGCAGCAGAAGCCGCCGCAGCAGCAGCAUCAACCGCCGCCGCAGCAGCAUCAACCGCCGCCGCAGACACCACGUCCGAGCCCGAGGUCCGGGCCUCACCAGGGCCAGAGGAACACCCCAUACCAGGGCCAUAGGGGGGCACCACCGCCGAGCAAGUUCAAGCAAGAGCGAGAGCGGGAGCGGGAGGAGCAGGAGAAACGGUCCUCAAACAAGAAUUCAGCGGAGGCCAGCGCACCACAGGAGGGAUUCAAGGCCACACUGUCCAUGCUGCUGAAACCUGGUGAGAAGACAUACACUCAGCGCUGUCGUCUGUUCAUCGGUAACCUGCCCAGCGACAUCACAGAGGAGCAGUUCAAGAAGCUGUUCGCUAAAUAUGGAGAGCCCAGCGAGGUCUUCAUCAACAAAGGCAAAGGCUUUGGUUUCAUCCGGCUGGAGUCUCGUGCACUGGCUGAGAUCGCUAAGGCAGAGUUAGAUGACAUCCCAAUGAGAGGCAGGCCCUUGCGUGUCCGGUUCGCCACACACUCGGCAGCCCUGUCCGUGAAGAACCUGUCAUCGUUCGUCUCCAACGAGCUCCUGGAAGAGGCGUUCUCACAGUUUGGAAUGGUCGAGAGGGCCAUUGUCAUUGUAGACGACCGUGGACGCUCCUCGGGCAAGGGCAUUGUCGAGUUUGCCUCCAAACCUGCUGCCAGGAAGGCUCUGGACAGGUGCAAUGAAGGCGUCUUCCUUCUCACAACGUCACCUCGGCCUGUUAUUGUCGAGCCUCUGGAGCAGUUUGAUGAUGAAGACGGUCUCCCAGAAAAACUGGCACAGAAGAAUCCCAGAUAUCAAGCAGAGCGUGAGGAGCCUCCUCGCUUCGCUCGUCCAGGCACUUUCGAGUUUGAGUACUCCAAGCGCUGGAAGUCCCUCGACGAAAUGGAGAAGCAGCAGAGGCAGCAGGUGGAGAAGAACAUGCGCGAGGCCCGCGAAAAGCUCGAGAGCGAGAUGGAGGAUGCCUUCCAUGAGCACCAGGCCAGUCUACUCCGACAGGAUCUGCUGAGGCGACAGGAGGAACUUCGACGCAUGGAGGAGGUACACAGUAAGGAGAUGCAAAAGAGGAAGGAGAUGCAGCUCAGACAAGAGGAAGAACGCCGUCGGAGGGAGGAGGAAAUGAUUCGUACGAGAGAGAUGGAAGAACAGAUGCGCCGUCAGCGUGAGGAGAACUACAGGAUGGGCAACUUCAUUGAUAGGGAGAGGGAUAUGAGGAUGAAUCCCAGUGGAGCUAUGGGCAUGGGAGAAAUGCCCUUCGGUGCAGCCGGUCAGAAGUUUGGAAUGGGCUUUGAGGGACAGCAGGGAAUGGGACCGUCCGCAGGAGGCCUGAUGGGCAACGAAAUGCGCAAUGAGCGCUUCGCCCAAGGCGGUCCUAGGGGAAUGGGUCCUGGCAACCCUGGGUACGGCAGGGUUCGGGAGGAGUUUGAUGGUCCUGCUAAGAAACCCCGUUUUUAAACGCUGCUCUUUGAUGCACCCUACAGCAAUUUGUACAGAUACUUCAAAACAAAUAUGUUGAGUCGCAUUUCUUGUAUUUAAGUUUAAGAUUGUUACUACAUUUGAGCUUGACAAUUUGCUCCUUUUAUGACCGAGUCAAUAUUUUCAUUUUUUUUUUAAUUUGUGUUGUCAGUAGUUUGGAAAGAUAGCUCGCCCUCAUGUGAUCCUUUAGUUCUUCCUCACCCAUGUACAUUUUUCUUUUCUAGAUGUACUUUCCUCUGUGAAUCGCCGUGAAGUGAUACUUGUAACAUUUUUCUCAACUUUCUAUGGCUGUGUUUUGUGCCAUUAAUUUGGAAUCAAAGCAUGUAUUAUUAUAAUAAAGACAAAUUGGUUCUAUGAGGACAACAAACCUUUAGCGUUUAUUCCUAAACGAUGAAAUGUUCAAAAACAAUCCAAAUCUUUGUUUAAACAAAGAAAAAUAACGUGGAUAAAUCGGCCACAUUAGGUCUUAAAGGGUCUAUGUGUUAUCUCUGCCACAAUCCUGACCUGUAAUUCAGUAUAGCGAAAAAAACAAAAACGUUAAGCCCCUUUCCUCUCUCUUCCGCGGAUUUGUAAAACUUUCAGCAUCUGAUCAGAUGUUGUCGACCAGGCAGCACCCAGGCGCAAUUUAUUGUGCAUUUUUAAUCCACAGCUGUUUAAUUCCAUUUCAUGAACACUGCACUCUGGUGUAAACCGAGACAUUAAAGCAUUAAGCUGUUCAUGUUUAGUUGGGUGCACUAAUUUGGUCAAAACGUUUCGGGUAAGCAGAAAUACUACACAUAGAGCCUUUAAGAAUGCAAGUAAGCAUAGUGGAAAGACAUGAGUAUCCUUAUGAACACACUCUGCUCAUAUCACAUUCAUAGUCCACAAUAGCGUGUCUCUUGUGCGUGUUCUGAGCAAGGGUUAUUGACUGCAUGGAACAUGCAGUCCCUUAUAUUGAAGGGUCACAGCAAUUUACAAUCAACAAACUUCACUUACAGUUAGUGUUGCUGCCCUCGUUGGAGCUGAACUAGAGCCAGAGCGCCCUAUGGAGUGAGGGUUGUGCCCAGUGUCUGAGCAAUUAAGUUGUUUUUAAGUAGUGAAAACACCAAGUGCUCAGCAGAGCUCUGACUGCGUUGUCCCUCUCUGAACUGAAACCCAACUGAACGAUGGACAUUACCUGUGAUCCCGACUUCCUGAACCAGAAGAGCUGAAGCUGUAACAAAUGCACCAAACUCUUCUUAGUGUUAAUUGAUCAACAGUUCAGCAUUACGCUUGAGCUUGCUGGACCUGAUUCCGAUGAUUGAAGCUUCGCACUUCCCACAGUCAUCGCCCAAUCGUAUCCACUCACCAAAGUUUAGAAGAGCAAGAACAGACGUUCAUGGUGAAGAUUGGGAAUGAAGAGGAAACAUUCUCCUCAUUCCAAGUGACUGAUCCAUCAAACUCAUUUUAAUAAAGGUGAUAUCUUAAGUCUAAAAGUUGCUUUAAUUGGGCCGUUUGUGAUGCAGUUUGUAUUUAUUUCUGUUAAUCACACUUUAUUGGACAUAAAGAACCAUUUAAAAUAACUUUUCUACUUUGAUAUAAGUGUUAAUCAGCUGCUGUGCAGUUUGCAGCUGCUGAUAGUGUAAUGGAAAUUGGUUAAGUAAAUGGUGGUCAUACCAUCUAUUAACAGCUGUAUGAUCGUUGUUGGAAACAAUUGAUUUAAAGGUAGAUUAUUCUUUACAAUCCUGAAUGUAAACAAGGUCAUUUUCACUUAAUUGACUCAGAGGAGCAUCUUUACUGCAGGAUCUGGUAAAAGGUCAUCUCCGAAUCCAAUAGCCAUACCAUAGCCACAGUACCUGACUUAACAUGAAGUGCAGGAGCUGUAAUGGUCAGAUUUUGAAGAAUUAGAAGAACCAAAAGAAGCUCAAAUGUAAAUGUAUUACCUUUCUGUCUUGAAGAAAAAUCUAACUUGAAAGAAAGUGGUAAUGUAGAAAAUAUUUUAGCUCCAGUUUUAAAGGCACUUGUGCUGAACGCAAGUCCAUAAUUAUAUGAACUGAACAAGCUGACAAAGUCUACAUUUUGUUUAAAGAAGACAAAACAACCAGAGUCUAAAUCCUGUACUCAUGAGCAAGCAAUUUGGCUCCUACUGGAAUUUACAGCCUGUCAUUGCUGAACCUUUUUCACUUUGUUACUGACACUGUUAAUGUUUUACAUUUCCAAUUGAAUCCCCUUUAACAUCAGGACACACAUCAUGACAACAUAAAAAAGAAACUCUCUAGUGAGCUUUUACACAAAUCAUGUAAUACAUUUGUCGUUGUUUGUUUGCAUUAACCAUCCAAAUGGCCAGAAAGGAAUUUUUUUUUAUCCUUGAAUGGUAAUUAUAAAGUUGUUGUUUUUCUCCAGUCCUUCUUUUGACUUGAUGUUGGACCAAUCAUGACCAUUCUGGUCCCUUCCUGUGUAAUAAUGUCGGCACCUGUAGGUUGACAUCAUAUGGCAUCAAGUUGGAGCUCGGCCUCCAUUCAAUGAUUUACCUUAGAAAGCAUUUUUCAUAAUAAGUCAAAUGAGAAAUUGUAAACUUUUAAAGCCCAAGUCAAUUCCAUUUACCUUUUUUAUUGAUAAGAAUAACUUGGUUUAAUUUUAUUUAAAACAUGCUGACAGAAAAAGCUGAUUCAACCAUUGUCUACAGAAUGUAACCAUUUUUGAGGAAGGUUGUGUUACUUGUGUUCAAACCAGUUCAUGUCAGCAUCUGGCUCCAGUUAAUGUCGGUGCUAAAAACCUUUAACCUUGGUUACAUCUUUAUUUUUACGAUUAGUGGCUCAUCAUCUUAGCUUUGUCGUCACUUGUACAGUCCUUACAUUGUGACCCCAGCUGGACGGACAGCAGUGUGCAAGUUAAUUAGAUUCAACAACUAUAGGCUUCAGCUGAAUAUUCUCUAUACUGCAUUGCUAAUGAUUAUUACUAUCAGAGCUUGAGGAACCGGGACCCUGCCUGAAAACAUUGAUCAUCAGACUGUUUCACUGUUCUCAGAAUCUGACAACCUGUGGACCUUGUCAGGAAGACCUCAUUGCAUCUUAUGGGGGAACGUCAAAUAGCUAAAGACUUUUUUUUUUUUUUUUUUUAAUUUUUCCACUGGGUUGUAAAGUCUUCCAAUGGCGUCUUUGUGUUUCAUCUGACAACCUGCAGAACACAUUGUAACGGAGGUAAAGCGGAGGACGACACUUGGAUGAAUUUGGUAAACUGUGGAGUGUGCACCUGAAAUGUUGCGUGUGUUUGUGUUAUGUCCAUUUUUUCUUUAACAGGUUUGCCCAGCUUUAAAAAUUGUGGACUGUGGAGGAAUUUGAGGCUGUGACAUUCAGCUGGCACUGUGCAUCAGAUUGUAAAGAUAACAAUGCACUAAUGAUUUGGAGCAAGGAAGCCAAUUAUCAUCGAGCUCUGAGCCAGAAAAAGCCUCUAGAGGCAGCUUGCAAUAUUUUAUUGCAGACAACAGCUAUUUGGGUCGUAUGUAGACUUAAUCUCUAAAAACUGCAAUACUUUCUGUAGGUGUUGUACUUUUUGUAGGUGUUAUAGCUCUAUAUGAGAGCAGAUUUAUAAAAUGUACAUUUUGUAUAAUGUAAAUCAGCAAACUAGAAGCCAGUAGGCCUCCAGCCCCCAAAUCAGAUCUCCCUCAUAUUUUCACUCUUGUGCCGGUGAGUUACAAGUCAGGUAACAUUACUGUGUUACCUGACUUUUUUUUUUUUAGCGAUUCAUUAAUUGGAAUAAAGAGCUACAGCAAUUACAACAAAAUGGAUUUUUGUACCACAUGAUUCCCAAAUACUAAGACAUUACUUCCGAUUUUUGAGCCAGUUUACUUAAUCAUAUUUUGCUCUUAACUUCUUUCUUUUUUUCAUCAAGUGAUGUGGAUCAAGUGAUACCCAUUUUUAUUGACUGCAAACUACAUUUAUGGAAAUAACCAAAUUCUCAGCAGUUUCAGGUUUUACAUUUCCUUCAGCACCUCGGCUGUGUAUGUGAAGUAGUGUUAGUGUCACUGUGUUUAUUUUUCAGAUCUUCACCUUAACGGUCGAUUUCUUAUUUUUUUUUACCUUGGCCUGUAUUUGCUACGAAAGUUCCUCUAGACUUGAUGACAGCUUCUAGUAAAACGGAUAGUUAAUUUAUCUCCAAUUUUGUAUUAAGUAAUGUAAUAGAAAUAACUAAAUUAAUAAGUACAUUUAGUUUGACACCUCAUUCAUUUUAGUAGUUUUUUUUCUUGGUAAAGUACAAAUUGAUUUUCAUUUCAGGAAAUAAAGUAUUUUCUCAAAAUGUCCCGAUGGACCAGUAGAUUUUUAACCUGUCAUGAGAUUUAGUUCUUUCAGAAACUGUUAAUUGGCAGAUUAUAAUGCACAGUACUUAGAUGUGGACUAGUAAUUAAUAUAUCCACAUCAAUAUUUAUUUUAAUCACAGGAGAAAGGAAAAAUUAAAGCAAGAGUUAAGUAAUAAUCAAAACUUUCAAAAUAAUAUUCAAAAAGAAAUUGAUAACUGACUUAAAAAUAAUGAUUACAAAAUAAAUGAUUACAGAUGUUAUUUUACUUGUCUAAUUCGGUGCAGGCUAAGCUCUUAAUAGUAUUUAUUAAGAAGUAAUGUAUUUGGUUAAUUCGAAGUUUAAAAAGUGUUAAGAACAGUUCUGAGUUUUCCUUCUUCCCACAGUCGGUGAACAUCCUAUAGAACAGAAGUAGAAAAACACAGGUGGAUCAAUUGGACUGAAAUGUAAAUUUGAACACUUGUAUUGUUAUGUAUGUCUGUUGGUGUUGUGUACCAUUUGUUUUUCUCUAACAGGUUUGAUCAUCUUUAAAGGUGUUGGACUUUGAGAUGGAACUUUCCAAACCACGAAUUUCAGAGUCAGUGGUAAUGGCAGAUUUAGCUGGACGUCGCUCCGGUCAGAGCGAGAUUAUUAAUGAAGAACUAGGAGCAAAUAGCCAAUGUUGUUAGAAACAAAUCAUAAUUAUUGAUUGAUAGAUGGUGGCUCACUAGGUUGGACUGAAGCUAGGAAAGUUGGAAGAAUUGAUCUUUUUUUCGCAGUAACAGUAAAGGUUGAACUGAAGUUCAGAACAUGGAUCCUACAUUUAGUUUUUGUAUUGUUGGGGUAAAAUAAUCUUUAAGACGUAGACCACUCUCCAUUAGGCUGAUGCCAAAUCAACUUCAGUCCCAUUCUGAAUAACAACACUGGUUCACGGUCACAUUGACGGAAACGCGUUGUGCCGACAAGUCACGACAUUGUAAGAAGUGAUGAUCGAAAAAACUGUAACUUGAACUCAGACAUAACUCAGAAACAGUGGCUGAAAUAUGUUCCACUGCCAACAAGACAGAGCUGCUCUCUCUUCGCCCUGACGAUGAGAGAACAGGGCAGAUUGAACUGUACUGGAAACCUCCUCUACCUCAGUCUCGUGUAUUCUAUGCCAAUUAUUAGGCACAAACUGAGGCUCUUUUUAUAACUGUCAACCUGAAGCUGUGAGGAACAUUAGUAUAAAAGUCAUCCCAUGUCUGAAUGAAGUUAUACUCAUUAAACCAAGAAGCUGGUUGUGAUUGAUAUUCCAUCUCUGAAAGGAGCCGGAGGAACCGAAGCUUUGAACCUUUCAAUGAGAAGCUCGCUCUUGGAGAUUUAAAAGGUGGCAUCAAGCAGCAUUUAGCAUUUUACACAAUGAUGUGUUGAGGAUUGAACGCACUUGGUUAUUGAAUUAAUCACAAUAACCUUUGAUUUGAUGUCUGUAGAGGGGGAGUAAGUGAUUCUAAUUGGUUCAUUUUGUCAGAAUCUUCAUUUUUCCUCACUUUUUACCAGGAAAUCCCACUUUGAUACGCAGCCUCGAGACUGGAGAUUUUAAACGACUUAUUGUUAUUCUAGCCAAUCAGCAACCGGGGUCCCUGAUACCUGCUGUCUCCUUGUUUUUUCUUUAUAACAACCGAGAGUUUUUCAGCCAGGAGGACGGGACAUUAGGCGCCCUGACUUUCUCCAUAGUGUUGUUGCAUGUCCAUGACGUUGGGGGGGGGGGGUGUUAUUUGUUUUGCGGUUAGGUUCAAUUAUCAGCAGAUGUUAAAGAAUCACUUACUCCUCCUUUUAAAGACAAGUUCUUAUUCAAGAUUUAUUUAAAAGCAGCAUCAAGCACAGUGACUAUAUGACUGAUGUGUGGAACUGGGUUGUCUCCUGUUUCCAAUACCUGUUCACAUUUUGGCUUCGGUCAAAGACAUUCUUAAGAAUUUUACUUUAGAAUUACUUAAGAAAGUUCUUCAGAACUUUGUUAAGAUUUAUUUUAAGGCAACACCAAGCGCAUGUGACAGACUAGUCAGUAACUUUCCUACAGAAGUCUGACAUGAGGAUCUCUACUUGCCAAUGCAUUUUCCUUUUAUCUUAGAAGUAGAAAUUAAAGCCAAAGCUUUGACACGGACAUCCUUAGAUUGGUUGAAAGGCUUCAUGUCAUUUAUCACCCACACUUUUUCAUAUUCAUUCUCUUUUGUGAAACAUUCCUGACAUUAAACCUGUAGGUAAAAUCUACAUUUGCUCACCUGACCAACCACCUUACUCACCAAUCUACCUGAUGUAGGAGGCCUCGCGCACCUUACGGUUGAAGAGAGGAUGGUGCGUGUGUUGUGUGCUUAUGUCUUGUGUGUGUGCGAGGGUGUGUUGUGUGUUUGUGUGUCACGUCUUUGGGUACAUGUGAGGUGUGCUAGCUGCUGUCAGCCAGCUUGUCAGAGACAGGCUGCCCCAGUCCACAGUAGAGGCUCUUCUCUGCAGUUGGGUUACAAUGACGAUGAGUAGUUCUGCAGAAGUCAGUGGACAGUAAAGCCUGGACUUGUUUGCACUGCAGCCUGAGGUAUGAUUACACAGAUCCGCUGAACGAGUAAGGUAAGUGUCCAAUCCAUGUUUAUAAUACAAGAUGCAUAAGCUCUCCCAUAACUUAACUCUUCUUUCCUGUGUCGCUGCUCUCAGUGACGCUCACAGGGCUUCUGGCAUCACACUUACAAACAAUGGGUUCACAGUGCAGAUCUCGGUUUCUCAACUUUUUUGUGUGUGGGUGUGGCGAAGCAUUAUAGCCUGUGCAGUGUGUGUGUGGUUGUAGUACUUGAACUUCUCUAUGUAUGUGUGAAAACAACUGACUGGACGGCUGGGUCACUGGUUCAACAUUUAAAAAAAAAAAAAAAAUGCAGAUUUGUGGAAUACAGCGCUGCAACUGGAAACGAGUCGUUGUGCAAAAUUUGUGUGUCUCUCAAGAAAAAAAUAUAUCCUGUUUAUAUUUUUGGGGCGUGAAUCGUGAUCAGCAGUGAAAAGUCACUGGAAAAUGUCUCGAGUCGAACCCUGUGUCCAUCUGUAAUUCUCUCAAAGCUCUAGUGCUGUUUCUGUCUUUUGACCGAACCUCCUUUACCUUUUGCCACAUGAGACAAGACACUACACACAAAUGUAUUUUCUGGUUAGAUUCUUCAGUAUCUACAUUGCCCAGCUGAUUACCCCCUAAGAAACAACACAUUUGCCCAAAUCCUUAAUUUCCCCCCCAGGGUGAAUCACUUAAGUAUUAUUUGUCAUUACAAAUAUAAAACAUGUAUUAUCUUUCACUUGUCGACACAGUAUUUAUAUCAGGAACAGCCCCUGUCAUCACAACCCCUGACUUUGUUUGUGUGUCCUGUAAAAUUAGAUCUAUUUUUGUGGUAGUGUGACGGGUUCUCAGCAGUUGGACAGUGAAACUUUUCACACAUUGAGGUACUCUUGGGGGGGGGGGGGGGGGGGUCACAGAAACUUUCCUGUCACAUAUCAUUUGAUAUCGUACUCGAUGCAGUUUGUUGAACUUUGAUCAUGACACAACAAUCGACUUGUGAGUUUUAUCUGUCGAUGAAGGAGGGAAAUAUUCUGAAUUCUUCUUCACAUUUCGUACUUUUCACUCAACAUCCGUCUGUUGAAUAAUAGAUUGUAAACUUGGGAUUUACUCUCUAACCUGAAGCUUCUUUGCUUCCAGAUCUUUAAUCUAGUUUUCUUCUUCACUUGGUACACUACUUUGGAAACACAACUCCAACCCUAGGUGAUUCUCUGAGGAAUAUAAACAAGAAAUGGGAUGGAAUGGAAUUAUACAUUUUUUCCAAAUAGUUUCCAUUACAUGGAAAAUAAAUUUGUACGUAAAGAAUUAUAGUAACUGUUUUGUAAUUUGCUAACUUGGGGUUAGCUACCAGAUUGUUAAACAGUCCCAUUUGAAUUGCAGUGACUCUGAACUCUACUGCCUCUCAAUGCUUAUCAGUAAACCGCCUUUUUAAAACAGGGAAAACACCCGACUCAGAGGUGAAGGUUUCUUACUGCAGCUUGUUCCAGUGUUUUUCAUUUAUUAGUCAAUGAUGCUUUGAUGUCACUGCAGUUCAACACACUCCUUCAUGGUGUCAUAGCUCAGUCACAUCUGAACACACUCAUAUGAGAUGCACAUAGAUUUAGAUUCGGUGCCUCACUUCAAUGUCCUGUCUCAUUUAUGUUUGUUAGAAUCCUCACGUCUUUAGAUUUUCUCUGUCAAAGUAAACCAGUGACGGUUGUGUGUCUAUUCAACUUUGUAUAUUAGGCAGGAAAUACUAAAAGUUAAUACAGCAUAUCAUGCUGAAUUGCCAAAAUGUAAAAAGGGGCUCAAGUGGAACCCUUGACUUCAUACUUUCAGUUUACAUCAAAGUAUUUAUGGGAAUCGUUCUAAAAUCUUGUGUAUUACCGACCCAACACAGCAGUUACUUCCUAAAGUUUCUGAUCUUUUCUGAUCCUGCUGAUCAGUGUUGUGAAAACCAGGAAACUAUUUUAUUAUCUUUCAAUUUAAAAUGUGCAGUAGCACCAGACUCUGUUGCUCUUCUUUCCUCUCAGUACAGUCUUACUCAUAUUGUCACUCUCUGUUUCACCUGAACACCCUGUCAUGCCAGUGACCAGCCCGCCAUGUUGAAAAGGUACAGUACCUGACUGUGGCCAUUUCCCUUUGUUGCUUCUACGUAGGAGUUGUAUUGUAGCUGCGAAGAACUCUUGUGCUGUUUUCUCUCACGAGCUCGGAUGAGCUUUUUUCAAGAGGAAACUUCACUGUGAUGUGAAUCCAGCCCUGGAGGCUGUCGAUGCUUCUGUCUGCACUGUGAUCCAUUUUCUAUUUCAAACCCUGAUCAUUCCAAAAUCUUGUCCACGUCCCGCCUCAGAGUGUGAUGCCAGAAUGUCCCUUUAGGCCUCUUCACGGCCUCGUCUAAAAGUGCACCGCCCAGAAAUCUGCACUGAAAACGACCACCUUCUGUAGAUGGUUUCUCCCGUGUGUCAAUGUGCAGCUCCCAGCUGUUUGGGGAUUCGCGGUAACACUCCUGAUGUGUCAGUUGGAAGUCCAGCUUCUCACGGCUCGGUAACAGAACUCACAGGUCUGCAACAGAUUUGCAAGUUGUCGCCCGCAAUUAGUUUUGUCACCUCUGCACUUUCAGAACAAACGAAGUGUGCUGAGAUGCCUUUUUAAUAACUGUCUAUCUGAACUUUUCAAACAUCUCUACACGCUCACAAACACCUGUAUCUGUUAUUCACAUGUAAUGCAUGUCCACAUUACAUUCACAUACAUGUUAUCAACAAAUACGUUAGGUUUUCUUUAAAAUCUCCGGUGGUACAAACACAUGCAAACACUCCACACACAAACACGUAGAUGCUCAGGUCUUCACACUGUUUUUUUUUUUUUAAGGUGGCAACUUCAAAACACAAGAGGUAGUAAUGAGUUCACUGUCAGUCUCUCACUGUCUGUUUGUCGCCACAGGAUCCUGGACCAGCUGACGGAGGCUGAUGAUCCACGUUGACUAACCACGGUAAAGUGAAGACGAUGUCUGAUUAAUACAAACAGAGCUGCAGAAGACUCGGCGUCAGGACUGAGGCGACCUCGGGACGACCUCGGUGGCUGCAGAUGGAGAAGCAGAACCAGGAAGUGUCCAACAGCGGGUUGACCUGCUGACCAGAGGAAGGGGCGGGGUUUACUCCUGAUUUCAAGUUUUAAUAAAUGAAUAUUAAAAAUA
This is a messenger RNA of Pleuronectes platessa (European plaice), 12064 nucleotides long. It is a transcript of the gene sfpq, whose product is annotated as splicing factor proline/glutamine-rich. Gene Ontology annotation, molecular function: RNA binding. Gene Ontology annotation, cellular component: nucleus. Bases 122 to 2080 code for a protein of 652 amino acids. Gene Ontology annotation, biological process: regulation of DNA-templated transcription. The record is from RefSeq and is a predicted model, not a curated record. Lineage: Eukaryota; Metazoa; Chordata; Actinopteri; Pleuronectiformes; Pleuronectidae. The transcript is spliced from 12 exons.